GAUGGCGGAAAAAUAACUUAAUAUUCAGGCGUUUGUACUCCGAACUCAGUUCCAGCCAAUCUUUCGAAGUGAUCGGGUCUCGCAGAGGAUAAAUACAUCGUAUAAAAUAAACAAACACAUCUUCCAGCUGGUGAGGAAUUCCAGAGGAAGACCAUGAAAGUGUUGCUCUUUUGGUGCGCAUUUUGCGUGCUCACUGCUCCCGGUAGUGGAGGAGGGGUCAAGGAGACUGUGGACAUAAUACGGUUGAUCCAGGACGUGACGCACUCCAUCCUAAAGUCAUGGGACCUGAUCAACAAGAUGCCGGUGGCCGAGGUCACCGCGGGAGCCAUGAUCUACGAGAACCAGCGCCAGAUGAUGGACAAGAUCGAGGAGGUCAGCGGGAAUAUACGGAGUCUGGAGGAGCAGCAGGCCAGGAGCACUGCCCUGACCAUUGAGACGCUGCUGCGGGAGAUGCAGGACAAGUCCCAGCUGCUGCACCGCCUCAACCAGCUGAGGGACCUCACCAAGCUCGUGGAUCUCCGCUACGGGCAGCUGCAGACCUAUGAGCAGCACCGGGAUUCCCUCGAGCCCAGCACCCUGAUCAACUUCGCCAAGUGGACCGUGAAUCCCGGCCCCAACUCGAUUUCCUUGUUGCUGCAACAGCACCACGACUGUCUGUUCGUAGGCGACUCCGUUCCUCCGGAACAGGACUACACCCACUCCCUGCUUGCGGAGCUGACGGCCAGUUUUGAUGCGGACCCAGGGCAAAUGUGCCGGGCCAGGCAGUCUGCCCAACAGUUCGCCUACCACCUCUUCACCAAGUGGGUUUUCACGGAGCUGAAGGGCUACAGCAUGAUAGAGCUCUCCUGGAUGAUCCUGCGCCAGUUCGGGCGGGGAAACUUCACCCAGGAGCUGCUGCUAAUGCGUGAGGCACACCAAACGCGCUUGGAGCAGGCCCAGCAGGUGCUCCAGCAGGUCAUGUCCCACAGCAACCGCCUGUACUGGCGCUGCGAUCCUGGAAAAGAAGAACACGUCGAGGGAAAAACCUACGAACGCGUCACACGCCUGCUGCAGGGCUUUGUGGAGAACGAGGUCAACCUGAAUCCGGAUCAGAGCUGCCUCAGCGAAUGCCCCGAUUACCAUGACACGCGUUCCAGUGGCUGCUAUCAGCCGGAGGAGGAGUUCUGUGGCCAGCAGCCCACCUGCAAGGGCAGGCUCUACAACUGCAACUACAUCGACUCGGACAUGUCCAUCUGCCUGGCCUCCAACAGCUCCACAAGGCGCUAUGACUACAUCAACUUUGGAGGCAAUAAGCAGGGGAAGGAGUGCAAGUCCAAGGUGCGGGAGCCCUCGUCCUGGUCCAGCUGGAUCUUCUGGCGCUGCCACUACUGCUUCUGCCUCUGCGAUGAACCAGGGCCUAAGUCAGAUCGCUACUUCAACCUUCGUGACUCCAUGACGGACUUCAAGCAGAACAAGAUUGUGACUGGAGUCCGCUUUGUGAAGAGCCAGCGGGUCUUCCACCUGCAGCUGCAGCAAAGUGAGCUCCUGCCCCGAGGAGCCAUCAAUAACAGCUCGAUGGAGUGGCUGCCAGUGGAGGAUUACAACGUGAGUGAUGUGGACAUUCGUGAUGGCUACGACUACCACACCUUGAGCAUGGACAGCAGAGGCCUCGACCUGGAUGAGAUUUCAGCUAAUUCAAGCGACCAGGUGGUCACCGGAGUCCGUUUCAGGAUCUUCAAGAAACAUCUCAACCUCGAGGUGCGUUUCAGCUACUUUAAUUUCUCCACCGGUCUGCUGAUCGAACCGCUGACCAAGAGCUACUGGCUGGGCAAUGAAAACUCCCACCUUGAGGGUCAGCGAAAGAAGUUGAUCUUGAAGGAGAGUGACUUGCCCACCGUCUCGGAGCUGCCCUCUAUACCGCUUUCCAAGGACAACCAGUACAUGGAGUUCGGCAGCUCCAGCCGGUUGAACGAUGCGGCUCAGAACACUUUGCCUUUCGUAGAUGUCCAGGAGGUGGUUCCACAUCCCGCGGUCCCGUUGGCCGGCUUGGGAAUCUACUACAAGGGACGACCUGGUUUCGGCGGCUUCUUCGCCCCCAAGGUGGUUACCUUUGAUUUAACCAAACAGUUGUUGGAGCCUCGUACCUAGGGUCGCGGAAAAUUUAAACUUGACGAAUUUCUUUUAUUUGCCAGCAUGUGCCAAAAGAAAAGCUGAUAUGGAACAUUAAACAGUAAGGGAAGAUUCCCAGAAACCAGAAAUAUUAAAUAUAUGCAAUAAACCUAUGCCAGAAUAAUAAAAUUUGCUUAAUAAAAAUAAAAUCAUAGAUACACAAAAUUGUUUUUUUAUGAAAUGGUAAUUAAAAUAAAUAAAAUUAAAACUUUUUA
This is a messenger RNA of Drosophila biarmipes, 2363 nucleotides long. RefSeq lists its product as uncharacterized. The transcript is spliced from 2 exons. The record is from RefSeq and is a predicted model, not a curated record. The coding region runs from base 154 to 2127 and encodes 657 amino acids. NCBI's taxonomy places the organism in Eukaryota, Metazoa, Arthropoda, Insecta, Diptera, Drosophilidae.